CCAUUCAACCCACCUACGUUCCAACCUCGCUCUCCUCUCUUCGACCAUGGCGUAUCUCCUUUCUCGGUUUCAUUCCUCAUGCAACCGCCCCAUCCUUAUCCAAAGGAAAAUAUCAAAAUCCUAGAUGCUGUUAGAUGUUAGAAACUAGAGUCUAAUAUUACGCACAUCUUCUACGACAGAGAGGUGGAGGAAAAAAAAAGGGAAGAGAUGCGCAGAUAGAGAAAGAGAACAAAGAGAUAGAGGGAGACAAAGAUGACAUCGCCGACGAAGAAACCGCCGAUAAAAUUCGCCCGGCGGACGUCGAGCGGCCGCAUCAUGAGCCUCUCGCGCGACGACGACAUCAACCUGGGUAAUCCCGCGGAGCUGACCUCCACCUCCUCCGGCGGGGCCAGCGACUACGUCAACUACACCGUCCUCAUGCCCCCCACCCCCGACAACCAGCCCUCCGCCGCCGGCCCCACCACCUCCAAGCCCCACGACCUCCCCCCGCCCAACGGCGGGGCCAAGCGGCCGGGCCGGCUGGGCGGGGGCAGGGAGGAGGACGGCGGAGGCGGUGGCGUGGAUGAGGCCAAGUUGGAUCGGAGGAUGUCGGUGAUGAAGAACAACAAGUCGUUGCUGCUGAGGAGCGAGACGAGGGACUUCGACCACAACCGGUGGCUGUUCGAGACCAAGGGGACUUAUGGGAUCGGGAACGCGUUCUGGCCGCAGGACGAUGGUGGGUACGACGAUGAUGGGGUGGGGAUGAGUAUGUCCGACUUCAUCGACAAGCCCUGGAAGCCCCUCACCAGGAAAGUGAAGAUUCCUUCGGCUAUUCUCAGCCCUUACAGGUUGCUGGUGGUGUUCCGGCUGGUGUUCCUGUUUCUCUUCUUGUCAUGGCGAGUGCGGAACCCGAACGAGGAGGCCAUGUGGCUGUGGGCGCUGUCCAUCGUGUGCGAGAUCUGGUUCGCCUUCUCCUGGCUGCUGGACCAGCUCCCCAAGCUGAACCCCAUCAACCGCGCCGCCGACCUGCUGGCCCUCCGCGACAAGUUCGAGACCCCCUCCCCAGCCAACCCCCACGGCCGCUCCGAUCUCCCCGGCAUCGACGUCUUCAUCUCCACCGCCGACCCGGAGAAGGAGCCCCCCCUCGUCACCGCCAACACCAUCCUCUCCAUCCUCGCCACCGAGUACCCCGUCGAGAAGCUCUCCGUCUAUAUCUCCGACGACGGCGGCGCCCUCCUCACCUUCGAGGCCAUGGCCGAGGCCGCCUCCUUCGCGGAGGUCUGGGUCCCCUUCUGCCGCAAGCACAACAUCGAGCCCCGCAACCCGGAGAGCUACUUCGCCGUCCGCGGCGACCCCACCAAGAACAAGAAGCGCCCCGACUUCGUCAAGGACCGCCGCUGGAUCAAGCGCGAGUACGACGAGUUCAAGGUCCGCAUCAACGGCCUCCCCGACGCCAUCCGCCGCCGCUCCGACGCCCACAACACCCACGAAGAACGCCAGGAGCGCAAGCUCGCCAAGGAAAAAGGCCAGCCCCUCGAUUCCAUCAAAGUAACCAAAGCCGUCUGGAUGGCCGACGGCACACACUGGCCCGGCACCUGGGCCGUCCCCUCCCCCGACCACUCCAAGGGCGACCACGCCGGCAUCCUCCAGGUCAUGAUCAAGACCCCCCAUAACGAGCCCCACUACGGCGACCCCGGCGACCACCCAUACAUCGACCUCACCGGCGUCGACGUCCGCCUCCCCAUGUUCGUCUACGUCUCCCGCGAGAAGCGCCCCGGGUACGACCACAACAAGAAGGCCGGCGCCAUGAACGCCCUCGUCCGCGCCUCCGCCAUCCUCUCCAACGGCCCCUUCAUCCUCAACUUCGACUGCGACCACUACAUCUACAACUCCCUCGCCAUUCGCGAGGGCAUGUGCUACAUGAUGGACCGGGGCGGCGACCGCAUAUGCUACAUCCAGUUCCCGCAGCGCUUCGAGGGGAUCGACCCCUCCGACCGCUACGCCAACCACAAUACUGUCUUCUUCGACGGUAAUAUGCGCGCCCUCGACGGCCUCCAGGGCCCCAUGUACGUGGGCACGGGCUGCCUCUUCCGCCGCUUCGCGCUCUACGGCUUCAACCCCCCGCGGGCCAACGAGUACUCGGGCCUCUACGGGCAGUACAAGAACCCCGCCCCCCCGCCGCCCGAUGUCCGGGUGUCCGCUCACGAGCCGCCCGACGACCCCGCCGAGGCCCAGCCCCUCGCAGGGAACCCGGACCUCGGCAUGCCCCGCCGGUUCGGGAACUCCACAAUGUUCUGCGAGUCCAUCGCCGUCGCCGAGUUCCAGGGCCGCCCCCUCGCCGACCACCCCGCGGUCAAGAACGGCCGCCCUCCCGGCGCCCUCCUCGCUCCCCGCCCCCCUCUCGACGCCCCCACCGUCGCCGAAGCCGUCUCCGUCAUCUCCUGUUGGUACGAGGAUAAGACGGAGUGGGGGGAGAGGGUAGGGUGGAUAUACGGGUCGGUGACGGAGGACGUGGUGACGGGGUACAGGAUGCACAACAGGGGGUGGCGGUCGGUGUACUGCGUGACGAAGCGGGACGCUUUCCGGGGGACGGCGCCGAUCAACCUGACGGACCGGCUCCACCAGGUGCUCCGGUGGGCGACCGGCUCCGUGGAGAUCUUCUUCUCGAAGAACAACGCCUUCCUGGCGACCUCGCGCCUCAAGUUCCUCCAGCGCAUCGCCUACCUCAACGUCGGCAUCUACCCCUUCACCUCCAUUUUCCUUGUCAUCUACUGCCUCCUCCCGGCCUUCUCCCUCUUCUCCGGCCACUUCAUCGUCCAGACCCUCAACGUCUCCUUCCUCGUCUACCUCCUCUUCAUCACCAUCACCCUCACCCUCCUCGCUCUCCUCGAAGUCAAGUGGUCGGGCAUCGCGCUGGAGGAGUGGUGGCGGAACGAGCAGUUCUGGGUCAUCGGCGGCACCAGCGCCCACCUCGCCGCCGUUCUGCAGGGCCUUCUGAAGGUCAUCGCUGGCAUCGAGAUCUCCUUCACGCUCACCUCCAAGUCCGCCAACGAGGACGAGGACGACAUCUACGCCGACCUUUACGUCAUCAAGUGGACGAGCUUGUUCAUACCGCCGCUGACGAUAAUAGUGAUCAAUUUGGUGGCGGUGGUGGUGGGGUUCUCGCGGACGGUGUACAGCGAGAUCCCGGAGUGGAGCAAGUUGAUGGGCGGCUUGUUCUUUAGCUUCUGGGUGCUGGCCCAUAUGUACCCCUUCGCCAAGGGCCUCAUGGGGAGGAGGGGAAGGGUCCCCACCAUUGUCUACGUCUGGGCCGGCCUUCUUUCCAUCACCUUAUCGCUGAUGUGGAUUACCGUCAACCCGCCCAACGGGAGGGGUUCUCAGAUGGACAAAUGAGCCCAAAUGGACCAAAAACAAGUACACACACUCUCUCUUUUUUUUUCCUCCCCAUAAUCUGUUUCGAUCUUGGCAAACAGUGGAGGAAGUUGACACGAAGAUGGUAUGAUUUGAUUUACAAAACAAUUUCUGUGGUGUAAUUUUUUGGAAUUUUCUAAUCACUGUUCCAUUGUUAUCUACUAAGAGACCUUGUAGAAAAUUUUACUCAUCUGACCUUUUUAUUGAGAGAAAAUGAAAUUAGGUAAUAGAUCUCUAA
Molecule: messenger RNA, 3628 nt
Organism: Elaeis guineensis (African oil palm)
Lineage: Eukaryota; Viridiplantae; Streptophyta; Magnoliopsida; Arecales; Arecaceae
Product: cellulose synthase-like protein D1
Biological process (GO): cellulose biosynthetic process
Cellular component (GO): membrane
Molecular function (GO): cellulose synthase (UDP-forming) activity
Source: RefSeq, a predicted model, not a curated record